This is a messenger RNA of Caenorhabditis auriculariae, 4682 nucleotides long. Lineage: Eukaryota; Metazoa; Nematoda; Chromadorea; Rhabditida; Rhabditidae. The record is from the annotation of a GenBank genome assembly.
AUGGCUCGAGUGACAUAUCCGUCCUUGUGUGGGACAGCUGGGGAUUUUGAAGUCGUGGUUUUCAACUACCAACACUUCUUAAACCCCUUGCUUGGGUCGAGGCGCGGAUCGAACUUGUGACCCUGUAGACCGUAGACAGGCACACAAACUGUAACUCAAAAAGUUCCAGAUAAAACUCCAGUUCCGUCGCCUAAGCAGCCUCCUACAUUUUUACUUGCUUUUUCAUGAUCAUCAUUCUAGUUCGAAUAUUUUCUUUUAAUAAAAGCAGUUUCGCCAUUAUCGAUUGUUAUUUUUCAUAAAUGUCGAAACUUUUGAAAUUUCUGUCAAGCGAUUUUCCUGCCAACGAGGCGUUCCUGAAAUCUAAAUUAAUUCGAAAAUAAUCGAAUAGACUUCGUCUGGUCUUUCUGGAUUUUCUCGUGAAGCCUAUUCUGAUCUUGAAGGCGACUGUUAGGGAAAAGUCUAUCUUAAAAUGCGACCGACCGAGAAAGACUUGCGCGCUGGGUUAUGCCAAAGCACUGGAGCAAGCUGGUCAAAAGCAGGAGAUGAUUGGUUUCGGAAAAAAAAAUGAGUCGCGGAUUUUCAAUAAAUGAAUAUGAUAAGUGAUCGGAAGACCGACAAAAAUGAAAUAAUAAAACAAUCAAGACGUGAAAAUCGGAAAGGCCCAGAUUAUCUGAGAAACGCUUAUACUGGCAGUCACAGAGAAGCGCGACAAAGUAUUCAAUGCAAAAUCAACGGUGAAUCGUUGUUCUGCUUCAUAUUUUCCUCAAGUACGUGUCGAAAUUGCUGAAACUUCAAACUCGGCAGCCCUGGACAAGCUGGGCGCCGUACUGUUCCUGCAUGGAGCUCGAAAGUCGUCUACUACUAUCACAGAGAGAGGCGUGAUGAUCUACGCGCCGUAUACGCUUGAUCAACGACAGUUUCGCGAUCCGACAAACAACUCUUCAAUUAUUCCAUGAUUCAGCAGAAAACCUUCUCUGAAGACUGAAUGAAAAAUUCAAAGUUUCAAAAAUCACCAUUCCCUAGAUAGAGAAUAGUGAGCUCAAAUAACAGUCCAACAAUUUCAUAGAUAUAUCUUUGGCGUUACUAUAGCUUAUUCAGUGCUGGUUUGAGCCAUCGAAAAAAGGGUCCUGACACGAUAAAAAGAGAGACAGUGCCUGUUAUUGGAGAGCGCAGACAAGCCACGUCUUUUUGCGUCUGAGCUAGCCGUGAAUAAGCUAUAUCGAACUUUCAAGUUUGAUUUAUCGAUCAAAAGUCAAUUUUCACUUCCAGAGACUUCAUAGCCACCACCGCUUCUACAGAAUACGAACUUUUUUUUCAGAACCGUUCUCCAACUUGAAAUUAAGCCAGAAUUGCCUUGUUGACAUUCUCCAUAUUUUGCAAAAGCUUGAUUAUGAAAACGUUAGAAAAUAGGAAAAAAUGAAGUGGAGAAACGUGAACUUAUAGUCAUUUCACAACGCAGCAGCGACGACGUCCAAUUCUUCGGGAUUGCGAUGUGGGGAAAGCGUCUGCCUUUCCUGCUUUUUCUUUGCACCACCGCCGUUUUCGCAGAGUUGAAGAAGCGUACGUCAUGCUCAACAAGAACUGACUUUGAAUUCAAACAGAUCAAUGUCAUGCUUUGAACUAAAUUUCGAGGUUAAGUAUAGCUGAUUCACGGCUGGCUGGAGCCAUCAAAAAAAGGGUCCUUACGCGAUAAGAAAAUUGACAGUGCCUGGUUCGUGGAGAGUGCAGACAGGUCACGCCCCUUAGCGUCCAAGCUAGCGGUGAAUCAGCUAUAAUAGGACAAUAGGACAGUAGCAUGAGAACCCGACGUGGAAGCUCGAAAAUUGGGACUCAGAAGCAGAAUUAUGACACAAGAGAUAGAAAGAAAAUAGCCUAGAUUAUCAUGAACGGAAUCUGAAAAACGAGUCCAGACAUAGAAACUGAUGCCGUCAUAGCUCUGUUCUGGAGUUUUUUGGCGAUUCCGUGAUAAUUUUGAAGCCUCAUUUCUUUCUUUAUCUUCCGGAAUCAAAAAAAUUUACAGUCGAAGACAGCCAUUGCCAAACGGGAAUGACCGCUGCUGAGAAGCAACUUUCUGGACGGACAGAACCAACAAUUUACACGGAGAAUGGUGUACUUUGCAGUGCGUAUCAUCUCAUUGUGUUCUAAUCUUACAUUUCAUCACAGGUAUACCGCUUCCCUUCACCUUCAAGGCUUUCUACAGAUCCAGCCGUGGGUUCGACUUCAGAUUCCAUCGGGCCAUCAACUUUGACAAGAACAAUGUAUGACUUCGGAAUGAGAUACUUUCUUAUUUGUAAAAAUACUCAUCUGGACAUCUUUGGCACCUCCCUUGUCAGAAAGCUCCUAUAUGGAAUGAAUUUUGAAUGUUUAAAAAAAUUAUAUAUAAUGAAGCAUCUACUUCGAAACUUCGUUUAGAACGUGGUUUCGAGUGGACUGAAAAAGUGCAGCGAAAAUGGAGACUGUGGAGAUGGGAACUACUGUGAUGAUGUCUACAACGUCAUUUACCCGACGAAAAAGGAGCCGAAUAUGCGACUUUGCUUCAAAGGUAAUUUUUCCUUUUUCUGGUUAACUCAAUUAAUGAGGUUUCUAUGAGGAUUUUGCUUAACUUUUCGCCAAUCUUUCAGCACCGGAUAUGGGCGGAAAGCCAGUGAUCGAUCCGAAAGCUCUUGGUUUCAGACCAUGUUCUGACGUUUGUGUCCCUGGCUCCGUUCUUUGUUUCCAUCCACAAGGCCAUCUUUUCAACAUUCAGGAUAAUGAUAAGACGCUCGGAAUGUGCGUUGAAGGUGAGCCAGCUUAUCCAUUUCGCUGUCUAACUGGAAGUUCUCAGUCAGUCCGAAAUCGUGCAAACUCUCGUCCGAAUGUCCUGCUGGCGAAAAUUGCAUGCAGGCGAAACCGAGUGGCUUCGAACCUAUUAUUCCAAUCCAUGUAUGCGCCGAUCCGAAGGCACCUCCGCCCAACCCUGACGAAGAUCCGACCACGAAAAAGCCGACAACCAGCAGAACUACAACUGAAGAGCCCGAAGAAUCUACCGACGAAGAUUACGAAACUGAAUCUACCACUGACCCUUACGAAUACGAAACUGAAACCAUUGCUAACUCCGAAGAAGCUGAAUCUACCACGGAUCCUUACGAAUAUGAAACUGAAACCAUCAUUGUUCCUAGCGAAAAUGAAACCAGUUCUGCCAAGCCAAACUCUGGAAGUUCUUCUGGAGUCGAAAACUCUUCAACGUCUGGAGCUAUCCUCAUAAUCUCCGCGGAAAAUUCUACCAGUUUUUUUUUGGUAGAGCCGAAUGGAACCACAUUUGAAGCUACGUCUCAAGAAAAAUCCACCACUGCUUCUCCGGCAAAGCCGUCUGUAACUACGCCUAAAGUUACCCCUCGAGAAAAAAAGACCACUCCCCCUUCGACAAAGCCGCCUGUAACUACGCCUAAAGCUAUCCCUCAAGAAAAAUCCACCACUGCUCCUUCGACAAAGCCGCCUAUAACGACGCCUAAAGCUACCACUCAAGAAAAAUCCAAUAAUAGUUCGUCGGUCAAGCCAUCUGCAGCUCCUAGACUUUCAACUGAAACUACGUCUAGAACUAAGCCCCCGGUAUCUUUGGAAGGCUCUAGCACUCCUCAAUUGAUCAAGCUCUUGCCGACCAAGCCGAACGCUGUUUUCGCAGAGUUUUCUCAAAAAUCCAAUACCACCGUCCCCGUCAAACCUGCCGCAACCAAGCCGUCUGCCAUUUUCAGAAGCUUUUCGCUAAAACCCAAUACCACUAAUCCAACCAAUUCGUCUGCAACUUCUCAGCGAGGAAUCAUCUGGAUUCCAAAAGGUGUUAACAAAACGCAAACUGCGUUCGGCUCUCUUGCGUCAAAAAACAACAGUUUUACGGACCCCAGGAUCAGUUUGAACAUUCUUACUACUAUCAGCAGCAGCGUGUUUGACGGUUACGCUGCCACAAGCUCUAAUAAGGUGAGAAAAAAUUUUCUUUUUUUUUGUAGAUCCCCUUUCAAAUGACUUAUGAUGAAAGUUCAGAAGAACUUGAACGAGGAGAAUAAGAAAAAAGAUGAAAAUUCGCUGAUCAUUUUUAUCGCCAUCGCUGGUCUGGUGGGACUAUUGGCCGUGGUUGGCGCAACCGUCGGCUUCGUAGUCUGGCAUAGAAAGAAGGACGAGGAAGAUAAAGAAGUGCCGAGGUAUUAUUUUGCUUCGUGGCUAUGAAAUUGGCCUUUUCUCAUCCAUUUUGUUUCUUUUUUGUGGGCCGACUCCAUUCGAAUCUGUCUCAUUCCGAACCAAAACAUGACUCUUGCUGAACCGAAAAACGACCCUUUCCAAACCUUCGAAUGGGGAUACGCCGCUUUUGUGGCUCCAUGUUGAUUCUAAAAAGUAGCGGCUACAAAGUGGCUGGAAAAAGAGCAAGGACUUUUCUAAUCUUUUCGAAAUGCCAUGCUCAUAAAUAACUGGAAAAUUUUCUAGAGCUACACCAAAGAUAAAAGGUGAGAGCACGAUGGAAAAUGCGAAGAGCACUUUGGAAGCUAAAACCAAAGCGGCGCCCGAAAAGACCAAAUCGGUGAGCAAAUCGACCAAGAGCAAGACGUUGAGCAAAUCCGCCGAGCAAAUCAAGAGCAAGUCAGCCGAGAUAACCAAGCCCAAGGUUUUCCGAUUUUCACUUGGAACAUUUUUUGAAUUGAAUUUUACAGUGA